This is a messenger RNA of Symbiodinium natans, 762 nucleotides long. NCBI's taxonomy places the organism in Eukaryota, Dinophyceae, Suessiales, Symbiodiniaceae. The record is from the annotation of a GenBank genome assembly.
GCAACCUGGACAGACGCCAGCAAGCCGCUGACGCAGGAGGAGAUCCGAACAGCCUUCGACGGAUUCAAACUCUACUUCGGCCGUCGCUACGCGGACGAGACAGAGGAGGCGCGGCGACUGGAGAUCUUCAAGGAGACCCUGGAGACUGUGCGACAGCACAAUGCCGACCAGCAGCGCAGCUGGGACAUGGGUCUCAACCAGUUCUCGGACAUGAGUGACUCCGAGUUCACCGCCAAGGUCCUGAUGGCGCCACAGAACUGCUCGGCCACGUCUGCAGGACCUGCUGCAGUCAAGAAUAUCGAGUCGGGGGUCGACGGCAAGCGGCUCCCGCAUGCCAUUGACUGGCGCACCUAUGGCGUCAUCUCGGAGGUGAAGAACCAGGGUCACUGCGGCAGUUGUUGGGCUUUCUCCACUGCUGGCUGCCUCGAGGCGCACUUGGCCAUCAAGUUCCGAGACACCUGGCACGCACCGCGGCUGAGUGAGCAGCAGCUCGUGGACUGUGCGCAGGCGUUCAACAACCAUGGCUGCAACGGUGGGCUGCCCGCGCAGGCUUUCGAGUACGUCAGGAGUUCCGGCGGGCUCUCCACGGAGUUCCACUACCCCUACUUCGCAGAGACGCGGAAAUGCUCCUUCGAGGGUAACAACUUCACCGAAGGCACACACUUCGAGCCUCGCUCGGCAGGGAUUGGAGUCAAGGUGCCAGGCGGGUCAGUCAACCUCACAGCCGGCGACGAGGCAGCGCUGAAGCGGACGCUGGCAUUG